Messenger RNA from Harpia harpyja (harpy eagle), 10470 nucleotides. It is a transcript of the gene CEND1, whose product is annotated as cell cycle exit and neuronal differentiation 1. The record is from RefSeq and is a predicted model, not a curated record. The transcript has 3 exons. Gene Ontology annotation, biological process: cerebellum development; cerebellar Purkinje cell differentiation; radial glia guided migration of cerebellar granule cell. Bases 482 to 874 code for a protein of 130 amino acids. Lineage: Eukaryota; Metazoa; Chordata; Aves; Accipitriformes; Accipitridae.
UCUGAGGCUGCACAAAUAAAGUACAGUUGUGGAUUGGAGCGUGGCACUUCUAGAAAGGUCUUCAAGCUUUGGAUCAAAUGCAAAUGAAAUAGCUCAAUGCUUAGAGCUUGUGCUACACCAACCUUCGCUCUGACAUGCACUAAGGGACCCAUAAAUGCCCUUCUUGCUGAGAGAGUUAAGUCAGAUUGCCCAGCAGACAGGGUGCCAGCAAACACUUCAGCUGCUGCAAUGACUGCAAACCCACGUUGGCUGCUGCAGCGAGCUGCUCCACCAUGAGAAAUGUCCUUCAUCCUGCUUCCCUGGGAGUGCAGAGGUGCUGUAUCAUGUCCAGAUAGGACACCACCAGUGUGAGAAUCAUCCCAAGACAACUGCUCCAAGGGGUUGAGCUCAGGUGGCUCCUCUGCUUUCUCCAGCAGCCAGGCAAAGGAGAAGAGCUGGGAUAGCCCCACGCGUCUGGUCGCUACCCGCAGCACUUGUAGGGAUGGAUUCCAAAGGCAACGUCCGAAGUGCAAACAAACCUGAUGCCAAGGCCCCCAGCUCUGGAAAGCCAGAAAAGCCCAACCCUGGGCCUGCCACGAAUGCAGACAAGAAGGAGAUCCCCAAAGAGCAGCCCGCUCCUGCCACUGCCACCAAGAAGGCAGGUGGUGAUGCUGCCGUCGUGAACAACCACAGCAACCUGAAACCCAGCCCCGCCGCCACGGAGACACAAGAGGCCACCGGCCAGUCCCCUGACUCUGACCACAAGGGAAACAGCUCCGAGGAGUCACCAGGCAGCAUCUUCGACAACAUGAAGCCCUUGAUCAUCGUUGGAGGAGUGGCAGUGGCUGCGCUUGCUGUGAUUGUGGGAGUGGCGUUCCUAGCCCGGAAAAAAUGAAGACCGAGAUAGGGUGGGGAUGAGAAACCCAACCCAGCUGUACAGCUCCUUUUGAGACAAAUGCAUGCAGAAAAAUUCUAUACAUAUCUAUAUAUAUAUAAAGCGAGCUAGAUAGGUCAACAACAAACACCAACUGCAACUCCAAGAGUCUUGUUCAAGACAACUGUGCCAGUUUGACCCAGUGUGGGUAACUCCAUGCACUCAGUGUGUUCUUUCAUGUAAUAUAUCUUGGCUUAUACCACUGUGUAUAGAUUACUGCUUCUCCUGAUCGGUGUAAAUGACGGUGUCCCCUCCCCUCCCUGCUGUCCUCCCUGGGAGACACCCCCACCUCUCUUGCAGUCCCCUGUUUUCAAGUCCAAAGUGUUCUGCAUCCCAUCCAGAGUCCCUGCUUUGUGUUUUGGUUUCUGCUUGGUUUGUUUUUAAGUUGGGUUGUGGUAAAGAAGAUGUAAAGGGAGAUGGAGCCUAGUGCUAAGACCCAGUUUGCCUGUCACUGUGUGUUGGGCUGGUGUUUAUCCAGCACCCCUGGGGCAGGGGAAGCACUGGGUAACUGCAGGCAAAAGGCAGCUCCUUGACCCAAACAGCAAAGAGUGAUCUCUACUAGGUGUCUCGUGUACCUGCUGCUCAUCAACCCACUUUUAAAAACCCAACUCGAAAGUGCCCCGGAGAAAACAGGUUGGCUGCAGGUGGAGGCUGAGACUGCAGCAUGGUAGAGCUGAGUAUGCAACUUGGGACGUCGCAUCAAGUCAUUUCUCUGGCUGAGCUGCCAGUGGGGGAGUGAGCAGAGGGGCUGUACUGUGACCAACAGUGCAGUUAGCGCAUGGAGAUACCUGGCGAAGUCCCAUGCCAACCUCGGGCAGGCAGCAGCUGCCAUCUGCUUGGUUUCUUGCAUGUUGGCAGGCAGCCUUCAGGAUCCCAUGGCUCACCAAGGUCAUAUGGGCAGCAUUUGGGGAUAGAGAGACUUUGUUUUGGAUCUAGUAUUUCCUAAAGUUAGGCUGGGCUUUGCAGGAUUCUAUGGCCUCAGUCCAAACUCUCUCGAGGUCAGCUGGACUCUUUCUGUUCAUUUCUUUGGGCUUUGGAUCAGGCCUUUCACCUCAUUUUUUUCCCACUGAAGGCUAUGGUCUUUCAGUACGUGAGAAAGUAGAAAAAAGGGAGACAUCAGCUGGUUUUAGGGGCAGAGAGGACCUGGGACCCCAUGAGAAUAACACUGACCUGCUUUAUACCAGGGAAACUCUGUUCAAGGGCACUGGAAGUCCGUCUGUCCUAGGGGGAUUUGUUACCUCUCUCCUAUGACGGUAGCAGGGAUUUGUGACUCCUUCACACUUUGGAAAUGGAAACAAAUUCCCAGCCCUCAGGAACAGCCUGGUUUCGUUGGUGAGUACCUUGGCUUUAAAGCCAGACCUUGUGAGGGGGAGAAGGAAGGUAGGCAACAAGAGAUGGUGUUCAGUGCAUUGGCUGAUGCCCUUCCCCUAACACCAAGGGGUGGGCAGAUCUUAUUCUGAAAGUUUCCAUUAGAUUACUCUUGGCUGCUGCCCUGCUGCAAAAAAGAGUCUUACAAAAAAGACCUUGCAUUUUGUUUUUAAAUUAGGUCAGAGAUUAGAUGGGGUCAGAACUGCAGAGCCUGGAGCUCAGCAGCAGUUGCAGCCAAUGGGCAGGGUUUUGGAGCGAUGAUUAGCAAGAGGUUGUGACAAAGUGGAGUGAGUUCGGUUAAAGAGCCUUAGUCAUACAUCUUUAACUAACCUGGAUGUAUAAAUUCAGUGGGUACAGGGCCAGAGAAAGGUGUACAUUCCUCAGGUACUGCCUUUGCAGUAUCUGCUUCUGGCAAGAUUACUGCAUAAGAUGGUGGGUGUGUGUAACCUGAUCUGGCAAUUCUUCUCUUGGCUCAUGUCUGUCUUAUUUACCUCUAAAUUUGGUCUGCUGAAUGCACGUGGCUUCCCCAAAGAAAAGGUCUUUUGAUGCAGCCUGGCCAUUCCUAUGGUGAGCUUUGUCAUCCUCUUUUCCCCAAGGCUCAUAAAAUAUUCCCAAAGGUGCACAGCCUUUGGGAGUAUCAGAUGCUGUCUUCUGAUGAACAACAGGCUGCAUGCAGCUGAAGUUUAAUGUCUACCUCUAACUUUACCAGUACAGAGACAGGGGGUGGGCAUGCUGGGUUCACAGUGGUUUUUGGAACCAGUGCUACAGCCCCAGGUGAAAUCCUGGUAGCUUAAAGCACUCUUUGCAUAUAUUGUGGGUGUGUCUCCUAGUAGCAGUAUGUCACUUGCAGCCUGGAGAAUUUAUUUGGUUUGAAGCAGAAGGGGCCAUGGUGGGGUGUUUCUGUAAUGCCACUUUUGUCUAGAGAACUGAUUUCCCCUCAUCCUGUUUUGCAAAUGUUCAGAGGUUAUUUUUUGGGGGGGGAGACGGAAGGGCAAACAAUAGCAAAGGAGUAGGAAAGGUAUUUGGAAAGCAGAGAUGUGAGAGAGAAUACAGCUCAGAAGCAGUCCCAGCACAGCUCCCUUGCAGCGACUGUGGCAGGGCUUUGCAAGAGGACGCGGUGAGGCUGCUGCAUCUACACUAAGAAUCUGGGAGUGCUGCAAAGCCCCCAGACCCUGACAGUGCCCUGGGCACAUCCUUUUGCCACACUGGGGAGAGAUCCCAUUGCAUACCAGCUCCCCCUGCUCCUGCUUGCACCCUGCACCGUGCAUUCUGGUUCCCUACAAGAGAAAUCUGGGUGCAUAAGCCAGAAGCAAACUGCAGUGCAGUCCUGCCAGGAACCUGAUGUCCAUGACUGGGAGACCUGUGCCCACUGGGUACAGAGUAACGUAUCCAAAGUACUGGGGUUUGGAUGUGGGGACAGCUAUUGCUGGGCUCCUCUUCCCUCAGAUCUCUGAAGCACAAAGCUCUUGGCUGUAGAGAAAUUUUGCUUACGUUGCUCGUGAGGAAGGGAAAUUGGUCACUCCUGCUCUGAUUCAUGUUUUGGCAAAGUAGGGUGGUGAUUUUCAGACAGUGACUUUGGUUUUCAAGUGGGAGGACUGUCUUCAAGAGAUGCUUCUACCUGUCUUGUCUGUUCCCUCCCUCUCAGCCCUGGCAUAUGAUUAUUUUUUUUUAGCAGUGUGUGACAACAUUACAGAUAUAGCGUCUAUCUAUUCUGCCCUGACCAGGAUAGAUAAAUACAGGGGGAGGAAAAAGAAACACCUGCUUCAUUUGAAUCUCCUAUUUUACUUUCUAAAGUGUUUUUAUUUCUGUGACUUAACCUUUGUCAACAGAAGAGGGGAAAAACAGUUCUCAGCCAACAUGGGCCUUAACCAUUUCUGUCCCCCUUUAACCCCCCCUGCCCUUAGAGCACUCAGAUCCAAGGCCAGUAAUUUCAUCCAGAAACACACCACAGAGGUGGUGAUGGGACUGCAGCUCAUCAUCUGGGUAUGUAACGACAUGUGAACCCUCCCUAGGCAGUGAACGUGCUAUGUCCUGUUCAUAAGGGAUUUUCCACUUACUGUGAUCACUUAACAUUGCCAUCUGCUGUCCAGAUUCACUACCUGGAUCCCACCUCUUUGGCAGUUUGGUUUGGAAAACACCUGUGUGUGUGUGUAUGUGUGUAUACACCACCCUGCCUUGAAGAAUAUUCUGCAUAUGUAUGUAUACAUACAUAUAUGUUUAUAUUACUGCAGUCUGGGGAGGGAAAAAACAAGCCAACCUGGAGAUGACCCUUCAUUUGUUCCCCUGCAAUCACACAAAGUGUCCGUGAUGUCUUUUUUGUGCCAUUUGCAUCAUGCCAUGCAGCACCUGAAUUCCUUUUCGGUCCUCGUUUCUUCUCAGUGCAAAGAAUGUAUGGCUAGUGAACUGCUGAAUGUACGAUGUGCCCGUUUGUGCUAGAAGCUCAAAAUUACUGUUCCCCUCCCUGGAUAGUCGUGUGGGCUACUUGCUUUAAAAUAAGGCACUUUUAAACUAUACUGGACUGUGUUGUAGCGCUUUUCAAAGUGUGGGUCUAGUGUUGAUUUGAGUCAGGUAGACCAAGCAUAGAUGCCAUACAAGCUCCUAAGCACACAGCUGGGGCAACGCACUUCAGUCCUGACUUGCAAAUGACAUCCUCUUAGCAAACACCUCCUGUUCUGCCUUAAUGUGCCAGGCUGUGCAGUGGUUUCAUUUUGAGAAAAAAAAAAAAAAAAUGUCCAGCGAGAACUAGGCUGAGAAGAGCAAAUUCACCUCUCUCAGAAUUGAAGCGAGAUUGAAACCAAAUUUGUCAAAGGAGAAGGCUUAAAUGACUGAACUCGCUGUGCUAAAUAAAUAGUUGUCUUUUCUUGUACUGAGCACAUGCCGUUAUUUGCUUGAUGUUAUUCUUUGUGUGGUGUUUGUGAUAUGAAGUCCUUCUAGUGAUAUCUCCAUGGGGAGAAUGAACUAAUGCUUAAAACUAAUCAGAUUCUGUGCUUGGGAUUUGAAGAGAUCUAGAUUGCUAGUUUACUCUUUUGAUAAGGUCUACAACUUAUAAAUUUGCAAAACUGACUUCAGACAUGGUAGCUUAUCACUAAAACUAUAGAUUCAAUUACUACACCUGAUCUCAGUCUAUUUUUAAGGAGCCAUAAGUUUUAGUUGAAUAUAAAGAUGUCAUUAUGCUCUCUUGGACAACUUGGUAGAAGGUUUUUGAAGCUUCUAGCUUUAAGAAAGAUGAAAUGGAUUACACUUCUGCUUCUUCUUUCUACUGAUUUAAUACGCUAUGGAUAAGUCCCUUUAUUCCUAAGAGUUCUGCAGUAGGAUGCAAACAAAUCUGGAAGCCAAAGGAUAAUGCAGCAGUAUUUUGAGGAGGGUAAGAAUGCAUUCUUGCAGGUGCUGUUCACCUCUCAGGCUCACACUUAAAGCGCUUGAACAGUCGCGUGCCCUGAAGCACUUCUUAGUUCCCUUAGGUUGUGUGGUAAAUUAAAAAUGGGUUUAUGUCUCUGCUGAAUCAAAGUUUAGGGGUUGAUCCAUAGGCUACUGAAAACAUGGGAGAUUUUUCCAUUGGCUUUACCAUGCUCUGCUCAGGCCUUUGAGAUCUUAUUGGCACCAGGGAUACGAUUGCAGGUCAUCAUAAAAUGUAAAAUCAUUUCAAUGGCAUGUUUUUUUUAAAACUGACAUGAACAUUCCUUAGCCCUUCUGCUGGGUAUAAGGGAAGUCUCUGGUAUUAACUGAGGCAGCCAUGCUCACAACCGUGCUUAUAGCUACAUCAGUAUUUGCAUAUAAACAACAACAGUGUAACUAAAAAAAACUAGAGUUGGUGAGAUGACUUCUGCCUUAAAAAUUCCCUUCCUUUUCUGGAAAUGCCAGUGGGGUUUAGAAAUCGGCUUCCUUCUAACUGUUCUUAGAAUUGGUUGAAACUAACAGUCCUGAAGAUUUGAGAGAAAAAACUGUUCUUCAAGAAACAAACCAAAAAAAGAAGGCAAUGAAAAAAUGUAUUUGAAAUGUGAAAUUCUUGGAAUUUCAAUCAGCUCUACAGAAAGCUUCAGGUCAGUGAUUCCCAGAGGGUAGAAGAAAUAGUACAGAGUAAUGCAGAGGGAAAAAGCACGAUUUCAUUAUCUUAACAGUUUUGGUAAAGACAUGUUAUUUUUUAUACCUUAUCUACUUCUGGGUAUUUUUUUUCUUGGACAAAAGCAAAAAUGACCAACUCUGCCAUGAAAAUUAACUUUUGCUAACUGACUUUUCCAAAUUAAUUUUUGCUGGCUCUGUUCAAUGUUAAAGGGUUAGUGAAGCGAGAAGAUGACCUGAAGUUUUCUACAACCAACUUUGUGUGAUUAAGGGAAAUGGCAAGUUUACAAUUUCGGCAUUUUGAAAGGCUGUGUUCUCUUUUUGCAUGCUUUGCUAUGAAAAGGACUGAAAAUCCAACAUACUUGCACUUCAGUCCUCUUAGUCUGUGACUUCAUGCUAGGGCAGGGAUGCUGGUUCCCUUCUCAAGCCAUGUAGCAUCUUACUGUGGUCUCAUUCCCUUCAGCACAGAGACAGGAGAAAUCUCCCGAGCUAGGAAGAGCUGUCUUCCGUAGGGGUAAGCAACUGCAUCACGUAGUCUUUUUCAUAAACUGACUGCAGCUUUGCUUUACAGGCUGGGCACCUCCCUUCAUGAAGAGAAUUGGCUUUGACCUGGAUAAUAAAAAUUCUAUAUCUAAGUUAGUUAAAUUUUCAGCGCAGGAGGCUGGAAUCAGGAUGUUUCCUGUUAUUUACACCAGAGGUAUUUGGUCCUUUACUCUUUUUGGGAGAAAUCAGCUCAUGCUGAAGAUCUGACCUGGGCUGCCUCCACAUUUUAGGUGUUAUGAGUGGCACUCGAUUGACAACUCCACCGUUGAAAGCAAUGAAGCCUGCGCAGCGAUCUUCUGGGCCAAAGGAUGGGGUACCACCCAGGUACUUCAGGAUUUACGCUCUGAGGGUUACGAAGAAGCCAGGAGAGGGCGAUGUGAGCAGCGUCUGCCUCGUACUGUGGAUUAAAUAUUGCUGCUGUUUUCAGCCCAUCAUCGCUCUGUAAAUGCUUCUCCUGCAGUGACUGUUUUUGGCCUAUUCUUUUUAAAACCUCUCCUGUCCUCAUUCAAUUGGAGAUUAGUUCCCUCCUGAAGUUCAUCUAUUUGAAGUAUUACUUAACCACUAACAAGAAGUUAUUUUUUAAGUGGCAUUAAGGGCAAAGACCACAGAAUAAGAUGUCUUAGCUGUCAUGGUGAAUAUGUGGCAAAAAUGAGAGGCUACUUAAUCUAAAGGCAAACUAAAGGCAGCUAUACAGAAAGCUGAUCUCUUUGAGCUAGAUGAUCUUGAAUUCAGCAGCCCAGAUGAUGAUGCAAGGUGCUAUUGAGGGUACUGCAAUGUAACUGAGACAUCGGCUUGGAACAUGCCCCAUGUGCCAUUCAGCUGGACUUGGCUGGGUGUGUUCAUCACCAUUUUUCUUAGUCUUUUAUUGCAUCUUGCUGUGGUUAGCUCAGAUCACAUUACCUUGAUUGACUGGCCCUGGGGAGUUUAAUCUGUUGAGCAAAGGGGUUUUAUGGUGGCUUUUUCCUCUUCUUUUUCAAAUCAUCAGUCCAGCCCUGUGACCUGUUUUCUUUUUUAAUGCCCAGAUUCCUAGGCUUUAUGUUCAUGCCAGAUCUUCAACUGCUACACACUACAUGGCUCUGUUGGUUUCUGGAGAUCUGAUUCAUUGCUUGCACUUUACUGCUUCUUUGGCUACUGCAUGCAUUCCUGUUCCUUUUCCUUACUUUCUUCUCAGGCAACUCGGCAGAUGUGGCCUUUCCACAGCUAGGCAGAAACCCUGCCCCAAGGCAGAGGCAGAUUUUGGGUAGCCCCACUCAAAAGAUACAGCCAACGCUCAGCCACCGAGCACCUAAGGGCAAUGCAGGGACUGCGUGGCACAGCAGGGAAUGUACGAAGUUUUCAUCUGCCCUGAUUGCUAAGGCUUGAGGGUCUGAGUCUGCAAGAGGCUGAGUGCUCUUGUCUGCCACAGGAGUUCAGCAGAUGAGAAAACCACAUCCGGAAGGUCCCUUUCUUGUCCUUGCUCUUCCAUGUCAGUAAGUCACUGCAUGGCCACAAGCUCUGCUCAGGAUUGAAGCCUGCCUGCCAGUCAGGUGUGAGGUAUUCUGGAUGCUCAAGAGAUGAUGACACGACGUGACCAUACACUACACUUGGCUGAAGCUAGUGCUUCUGCAGUCCUCCGGUUACCGGGGCACCAAACAUACAGGCAGAGAAGAGAGGUUCUCAAGCACUCAAGAGCUGGCUCUCGGCUGAAGUCAAUGACCUGCAUUCCUGCUGGCCUUGAGGAAUCAGCUCAUGUGCCAGGGGUAUCCCACAGCACUCGCUCUCCCUCAUCCUCCAUUAGCUGCAGGAUUGAGGACAUUGAAGACUGCAAGGAUUCUUCUGUUUGAAUGGGCUGCUUGGGUGUUACCAUUUGAUACAGUAGUGCAAGACUGCUGGGCCUUGAAAAUUCACAUCUCAUUCCACUAACCAUGCUAAUAAGCUGAUAGUCGAAGCCUGCAAGUCGUGUGACAGAUCAUAGCUGUUGGCUUUCCAAAUGCAGGGGUUUGGCUCUACCCUGUGCUAUAGUUCUGCUCACUGCUUUGGACAGCGUGUGCUCUGUUUGGAUGCUCUGACAUGCGGUACUUGGGGACUCAUGUUCUCUGCUCUUUGAUGCUAUGUUCUUCAAAUUAAAUAGAUUUUUUUUUUUUUCCCUGAAAAAUGUAACUUGCCUUAAAUAGGGUUUGGACCAACAUGUUACUCCUGCUCCUGUUUCUCUUUCAGUUGCUCCCAGCUUGAAAUUCACAGACAAUUCCGUUAUUUUUUUCAUUUCUCAUAAUGCAAAGCCCCAGUGCAGCAUACCAAGACUAAAGUUACAGGUUCUUUCUGUCUGUGCAUGAUGGUGCUACAGUACCAAAACUCCUGGCAGGAAGAGAGGAAUCUUUAAUCAUCUUUGCAAUGGUAAAGGCCUGCAUUGUAUCCCUGGUUUUGCCACAGCAGCUUCAAGCAGUCAAGUUUCUGGGGCAAUUUGAUAAGAACAAGGGUGCCAUACAAUUUUGUCAUGUUAAAAAACAAAACAAAACCAACAAACCAACCAACAAGUGAAUAAUUUGGCUUUACUAAGUUUUGAGCAGCCCUUCUUAAGCCUGGUGCCUUUUCCUGAGUCACUGGUUAGGACCGUUUCAGUUGAAAUCUUUAAAAGGUGCAAUCUCAACUCCCCAGUGAAAACCAACUCUCUUCUAGUGGUAGGUGCAGGUUGUUUACAAAUUUGUGGAGAAAAUAAAAUUGUAGAAAGGGAACUCGAAGGUCAGAUUACAGGGGAUUUUUUUUUUCUUUAGGUUUGCUUGGAUUCUGUUACUUUUCCAGGGACUGAUCCAAAGCCCUCAGAAGUCAGACGGAAAGCUCAAAAUGGUAGUGGGGAAAUGCCUGCUGCUACCUUGGAAGCCACAGGCAUUUUUCCAGUGACAUCGGUGGGUUUUGAGUCAGCCCCUGAACAUGUUUUCCAAAUGACAGUAAUUUUCAGUGACACCUUGAUUUCUUCCCUGUAUAAACAGACCUGCUUGUCACUUACACAUAUUUACCUGUGUUCAACAUACAGGUUUGGUUUUUUUGCUUUCAGAAACAAUAUGCUGCUAGACACGUUUCCUGGAGGGAAAUGGACACCUACCUACACACAAAGCUAUACAGCUAAUUUAUACCUUGUUGAAUUUAUAAUCUUGUCUAUGCUUCUAUGGACACUUUGUAUGGGCUGCAGCUCAAAUCCUAAAAUAGUCAAGAAUUUUUCCUUUCCCAUAUAGUAUUCUAUUUACUUUGACUUAAAAAAAAAAGCGUAUAAAUGCAAUAAUGCAGGUAGACUAGAAAUACUAGAUUGAAAAUUAAAGUAGUUUAGCUUGUCCCUUUGUGACUGACAGUGUUGUACAACACCCAACGCUGUACCCUAACAUUUUCCAGGCUUUCUACGUAGCUGAAUCUAGUAUUAGCUUUGAAAACCCAUUGUAUGAGUGGUGGGUGGAUGGGUUGGAAAUGUGUGCUCUCUACACACUGUAUGUUACUCACAUCAGAAGCUGUAUGGCCACUCCAUAUGCUGUGAAACUGUAAAUGAUUCCCAAUACACCUGUAACUCUUACCAGGAUUGUGAGAAAUAAACUAUAUAUAGAGAUAUAUAUAUACACAUA